Lodderomyces orthopsilosis Co 90-125 is the source of this 972-nucleotide messenger RNA. RefSeq names its product putative pyridoxal kinase. Lineage: Eukaryota; Fungi; Ascomycota; Pichiomycetes; Serinales; Debaryomycetaceae. Bases 1 to 972 code for a protein of 323 amino acids. The transcript has a single exon. Gene Ontology annotation, molecular function: pyridoxal kinase activity. The record is from RefSeq and is a predicted model, not a curated record. Gene Ontology annotation, cellular component: cytosol. Gene Ontology annotation, biological process: pyridoxal 5'-phosphate salvage.
AUGGAAGCCUUGUUGUGGUAUUUAUUCGAGAGCAGCAACAUGUUAAAAUUAAAGACAUUGAAAAUGAUUUUUUUUUCACAUAUACAUAACACACAUGCGGCACAAAUCCACCCAAGGCACACCAUGAAAAGUCUAUUAUCGAUCCUGUCCCAUGUAGUCCACGGAUAUGUGGGAAACAGGGCAAUAACUUUUCCUCUACAGUAUAUGGGAUGGGAUGUUGAUGCAAUAAAUACCACCAAUUAUUCGAAUCACCCUGGGUAUGGUAGUUUACAAGGUUCAGCAUCAGCCCCAGAUGCAAUUAGGGACGUAUUGCAAGGAUUACACCAUGUUUUGGAUUUGAACUCGUACGACUUGAUUUUAACUGGGUAUACUCCUAAUGCUGGUGUACUCCUGGUGGUUAAAGAUGAAGUUGUGCAGGUGUUGCAGAAACAAGACGGUAAAAUUCCCCAUUGGAUUGUGGAUCCGGUAUUAGGGGACAACGGGAGAUUAUAUGUUCUGGAGAAAGUUAUUCCUGUUUACAAAGAGAUUCUUUCUACCGGUUUGGUAUCGUUAAUCACUCCCAACCAAUUUGAAUUUGAGACUCUAAGUGAGGCAAAAAUUAUCGAUUGGCAAACAUGUGAAGUGGCUGUAAAGGCUUUCGCAGAAAAUUACAAGGUUGGCAGCAUUGUGAUAUCUUCUGUGGAAAUAGAUAAUCAAUUGCAUUGUGUGGGUUACACGGAUGGAAACAUUUUCAGCAAACCAAUACACAAGAUUGAUUGCGACUUUAAUGGAUGUGGAGAUUUGUUUACAGGAUUGGUAGCAAAUUCAUAUUACGAUAAUGGCUAUAACAUCACGCCCGAGUCUAUCGCUUCUGUUUUGCUGACAUUACACAACAUUCUUCAAUUUAGUUUUGAUUUUGAACUUCAAAAACAGGGACAGGCUCCCAAAGUGGUGAAGGAUAUUAAAAUUGUUGCAGCAAAGGAGUAUUUAUAG